AUGUCUGAAGUCGAAGAAAUUGUAGCCAUAUUCGGUGUUGGAGACCAUGUUUGGGUGCCAUGGAGCACUAUUAUCAACUCCAUUACAAUAAAAGUUAAAAACGAGUCUAGUUCAAGUAAAACUCCCAUAAAAACAAACAAACAUAUAAAAUAUUGGCCGGCUUUCGUCCUUGAAAGGCACGUAACAACAAAGUUACGAAAAGUUGCCUAUGCGCGAAUAGUACCAACUUCAACUCCUCAAAAUGGGAACUCCCUUUCACCAAAAUAUUUGGUUAAACUGAUUGGUCUUAACGUGAACCAAGUUUUUUUUGAAAAAAGUCUCAGGUCUUGGCUUUCUUUUAACCCCGAACCUUUGCCAGAAAUUUCUUCAAAUUAUGAAUUCAAUUUACUCGGUCAAGAUAUUUCCUUGUCAGAUAUUAAAAUUGAAAAACUUACGGCUCUUUAUGUUCGAGCGAUACAAAAAGUUUCGAAUAAACUUAAACCGACACGUGAUUAUAAUUCCGAAAUAUCAAAGAAGGUUAACACGGAACCUACCAAGGUCGGUUCGAGUAGCCCCGUUCGUUUAAGGAUAAUUUAUAAUAAAAAUUCCAAAGAUUCGAAAAGGUCGGAUAAUCAUGGUUCAAAUUCUAAAUCCAAAAAGUUGGUUCAAACUCCCAUUUAUCAUCAUCAUGCCGUACCUUCAAUAAAUGCUAAUCCACCCUCAAGAAGUGUUGACAAAGAUGAACAUGACGGACAUCAAGAAAAAUCUUUAAAUGGUGAAACUUACUUGUUAAAAAAGAAGCCGAACAAAUCAUUGGAAAAAAUUGGCUCCGAUAACUCGAAUGAUAGCGUUAAACAAACUCCUCCUUUAAAUAAUUCCGAAAUGACCUCCUCAAUUGCUAACUCAAUUAUUACAGUUGAAAAAGAUGUUAUUUCCACAACAUUUCAUGAACAACAAAUUGUAUCAACCGUAUCAACUGACAAGAAAGAAUCUUUUGAGAUAUCAAAUCUUUUUGAAAUUUCUACAAAAAAACGUGGCAGAAAAUCAUCAAAAAGUUUUGAAACGAGAUUAGACACCCUUAAUCCUUCUAAUACGACUAAUACAAGCCCAUCUAAUUCUGAUAUAAAACUUUCUGACAUGACUCUACUACCUACGACUGAUGAUUCAUCUUUGCUUAGGAGAACAAGGAAUGGAAGUGUUUUUGGAAAGUGGAGGGCAUCAAAACGUUCACGACUUUCUCAAGAAAGUUCAGAACAAAAUGAUUCGGCCUUGGAUCAAAAUAUGAAUAAUUUCCUUGGUAACGAAGUUCUUCCUAAUGAUGAUCAUUUAAAGACUUCUGAGGAAGCACCCAUUCAGAAUGAUAAAAGUAUUUCGAUUCAUUCAACUCAAAAAGCUGACCUCACUCAAACAAAUGAUCCCACACAACAAAACAAAAGAAAGUUGAUGAUUGGCAUCAAGAAUACCCCUAUUAAUCGACCAAGAUUUUCCGAUCAGAUAAAUAAGGAUGAUACGGAUCCAGAAACGGAUUUGGAGUUACAAGAAAGCGAAAUUAAGAGAAGGAAAGUUCAGGAUGAUUCGGUUAAACAAGAUGAUAUUCCCGGAAACAAUGUUGGUAAUAAGUCCAUGGAGAUUAAUGUAGGAAUGCAUAGUUUCGAUAUUUCCGAACAAAAUAACUUCAUUACGCAUGAUGAUAAUUACGCGAUAAGAUCAACGCCUAUACUUAAUUUAAAAACAAGGAUGGAACAUUUUAAAAGUAAAAAUGAAUGCAAGUCGGAAAUUAGAACGAAACCUAUAAUUCAGUCUGCGGAUCAAUUACAGUCUACGGAUCAAAUAUUACAAAGGAAUGUUGAGUCGGAAAAUUUUAAUGAUAAAAGGAUACGGAAUCGUUCAAAUUGCAAUACUAAGUGUGCACCAUCAGAUUCUGUUACUCAAGCGAUCUUUGAAGAUAAUUAUAUGCAACAUCCUAUGAUAAAAUUGAAAGACGAUCAAGUAAUUGUAAAUAACAUUCAUGAUGGUAAUAAUUCUAUAUCGUCAGUCUUUUCAUCCCCGUUACAAUCAUUUCGUUCGGUUUUGGGAUUUGGGAUUGAAAAAUAA
Funneliformis caledonium is the source of this 2073-nucleotide messenger RNA. The record is from the annotation of a GenBank genome assembly. Lineage: Eukaryota; Fungi; Glomeromycota; Glomeromycetes; Glomerales; Glomeraceae.